UCUGAUCACCAGAAACCGCCUUACUUGCACCUUUAAUACAGAGCCGGUCUCCGCCCAUCGCUCCGGGUUCAGAACCCCUUAGUCCCUCAGCUGUCUCAAGAACAAAGAGAACCAGAAAGAGAACAGAGACUGAAGGUCGGCUGUAAGAACUGAGUGCGAACAGACUCACUGUGGAGCAGGAAGAGACCCGAGAGAGGAGGAGGUCCCGCUGAUCUGAAGACCUGAUGGUGUUAAACCGGUGAAGCGCUGCAGCUGGGGGCGCUCCAGCCAGUCUAAGCGGAUCAUGAAGUGGAUCAUGAACCGGAUCAACAACAUGCACCAGAUCAUCAACACUGGAGCUCCGGUUCUCCGCCGACAUGUCCCCCUGCUCUCUGCCCGCUCACAGAGCUCUCCUCUCGGCCGUGUGUCUGCUGCUGCCCCCCCUCUCCCUCUCCCUCCCGGAGGUCCCUCACAUCGCCCUGUUCUUCGGCACCAAGACCCGGUAUGAGGAGGUGAACCGGGCUCUGCUGCUGGACCCGCUGUGGGUGAACCGGUCCGUGCUGAGACCCCCUCCCGGAGAGAGCUGCUCCCCGGUGCACCUCACCGCCCUGAUCCGCCACGGGAGCCGGUUCCCCACCGCGAAGAACAUCCAGAGGAUCCGGAGGCUCAGCGAGCUGGUGGCGAUCGCAGGGGGGGAAGCGACCGGAUGGGGGGCCGCAGGGGGGGUAGCCACCGGAGUAGGGAGCGGAGAGGGGGCCGCAGGGGGGGGAGCGACCGGAGGAACGACCGGAGGGGCGACCGGGGACUGGCUGCGGGAGAUCCGGAGCUGGGAGAACUGGUACACAGAGGACAUGGACGGUGAGACCCGGAGCAGGGGGGCAGAGAGGGACUAA
Notothenia coriiceps (black rockcod) is the source of this 872-nucleotide messenger RNA. RefSeq names its product multiple inositol polyphosphate phosphatase 1-like. Bases 357 to 872 code for a protein of 171 amino acids. Gene Ontology annotation, molecular function: inositol phosphate phosphatase activity; acid phosphatase activity. The transcript is spliced from 2 exons. Lineage: Eukaryota; Metazoa; Chordata; Actinopteri; Perciformes; Nototheniidae. The record is from RefSeq and is a predicted model, not a curated record.